CUCUCCCAGCCGCCAGCCUGCAAUUCAGAGGAAAGCUGCUGGGCCGAUCCCAAGAGGCGAUCAUCUGAGGAGCCAGGCUGUUCCUCCGCCGAGCCGACUACCACGCGGAAAUCCGAGGGCGACCAGCGUGUCCUGCAGCCAUAAAAAACACCCCGUGUGUUGGGCAGCUGCCCGUCUCGAUAUCCACCACCAGGCACCACAGGAGGCCAAGGGAGGACGCGGUGCACCGUGAGCGCUCCUGCCUGCCUCGCAGCCUGGAUUCACCUAGGCGAGGGGGCGGCCAGUGAAGUUGGCCCUUGUCUGCCUUUUGGCCGGGGAGGAGAGCAGAGGGCCGGCAGCCCGCAGCUCUUCCUCCAGCGAUGCCCGGCCCGGCCUAGGCUCCCCUCGGGGGAGACGACUCUUCCUCGCCUGCUCAGGAGCGUUCUGCCGGGCGGCUUGCUCUCUGGGCCACAGAAUGAGGGCUGCCGCCGCCGCCACCCACUCUGGGCCUGGAGCGAGCAGCUGAAACCAGGCGGCGGCGGCGGCGGCGCUGACGCUCUUCCUGGCGUGGAGACCAUCAGCUGCUCGGGAAAACUUCGCCUGCGACAUUUCUGGGAGCCGCCGGGCAAGUUGGAAGUGAGGAGGCGGGAGCCCUGCGUGGGGCUCAGCGGCAGCCGCCAGCCUGCAGCGCGUUAAAAGGGAAGCACGGAGGGCCGCCAGCUCCAGCCCUGACCGCCAGGAAGGCGCAGCGGCUGCCCCUUUAAGGCCGGAGUUCUGCGGCGAGGCUGCCGGGGAGGGAGCGGGUGGUAUCUCCUCCCCGCGAGUGACACAGCAGCUCCAGCUGCCCUAUCAGGAACUCCAAGCCCGCAAACUCCGCCUUCCCAGGCGAGGAAACGGGGGCGGGGGGGCCACUGUAGUGAGCGCAGCGAGACGAGCGUGAAUCACUCGCAAACUGCACCGCCAGGAUGAACUUGUCGGGAACGUAGGAGGAGAGGCAGCGAGCGCGGCGCCGGCUGGCUUCUUGUCCUCCCCGGCCUCUUCCUCCGGCGGGCGGCUGGGUUUAGUCCGGGACCGUCAAACUGGAUGUAAAAAGCUGGUGGGUCGCCAGUCCAAGAUGCUUCUGGUUUCCCCGCGGGUAGAAGCACCACGCAUGGAGCCGCAUAUUCCGUUACAGGGAUCGAUUAAGAGAAAGGUGGAAGAUGACAGCUCCUCAGCUUCCAACACCAUGCCUGAUGUCAUCUUCCCAAGCGACAGUAAGAGACUUUGUCUUGAUGAUGUCACUCUUUCUAUGGGACAAGGGGCCAAUCCCGUUUCAUGCCCAGAUAUGCAGCACUCUCCAUUCUCUACCAAUCACAGUGCAUCCUCGAUGGGUGUGACGGGUCAUGGAAUGCUGCUUGAAAAUAAUCACAUGAAUGGCAGCAGUAUAGGGUCUCCAUUUUCAGUUCCGCCCAAUGCUGAAGUAGGACAGAAGGGACCCAUUGGUGGCCAAAACAGUAUGGGCCAUUAUGAGGAGAAAGGGAGCAACAUACAAUCUGUGCACAUACCAUCUGUGGACCAGGAGCUACAGGAUCUGUUAGAGGAGCUGACGAAAAUGCCUGACCCUUCCCCCAAUGAGCUGGACCUUGAGAAGAUCUUGGGAAGCAAAACCGAGGAGUCCCUGGGGAGUCUGGGCCACUCGCAGCCGCCCAUAAACAACACUCCAAAGUCCUCUCCACAGACGCCCCAUUUGGACAACCACGUCCCCAGCAAAGACUUUUCUCCAGGGUGCAUCCCUACGAGUGGCGGAUCACCCCAAAUGAGACCCUCCUCAGCUGGAGCAAGCUACCCAGUUCCAUCCCAAAACAAGCCUGUUGCUUCACCCAUCUCUUCGACCGUCCCAAGCAAGAGCCAAGCUCAGUCUAUGCUCCCAGUCUCUUUGCCCAGCAUGACUGGCUCUAACUGGCAUGCACAGCAGCUGAAGCACCUGGCGGCAGCAAGCAAACAGGUGCCGACGACUAAGCACCAAGGGCCUAGCUGGCCCACCAUAUCCUCACAAGGCCUCUCUCCCCCUUACCGGCAAGGAUCUUCCCCUCACCAUCAGCCAUUCAGCCCUCAGAACGUCAUGGUAUCUAGCAUGAGCUCCAAUGGCUUGCCAGGAAGCAACAUUCAGAGUCCUCAGAACCCUUUGCUCUCAAGCAUAACGUCCAAUAGUAACCCGUCCAGUGGCCCAUCUCCUCCUUUUGGAUCUGAGAAACUUUCCAGCCCAGUCCUCAACCAGCAGCCGUUCAGCCCUCCGAAUCCCAUCCUUUCCAACAUUUCCGCCACCAGCAUUCCGACCAGCAGCAUCAAAAGCCCUCAAAGCAACCUGGUGUCUACAAAUACUGGACCCUCCCCACCAUAUAGACCAGAGAAACUUUCCAGCCCUGCUCUGCACCAACAGCCCUUCAGCCCUCAAAGUACCUUAAUUCCAAACAUCACUCCCACCAGCAACCCAAGCAACAUGCAGAGCCCUCUCUUCAAAUCUAUGUCGGCAACCCAGUCCAAAAACAUGAACAUGAUUAUACAUCCGUCGUCCAACGGCUUGCAGCCGGGCCUGGUGACUGAAGGCCCUGUUGCCCAAGACCAGUUCUCUUUUAACAACACCAAGCCACUAUCCCAUUUCACUUCGGAGUCCACAACUCCUCAGAAAAUGUCGCCAAUGCCUUCGGGCCCUGGACAGCAAUCGCUCAUUCACUAUCUGCAGCAGCAGCAGCAGCAGCAGCAGCAACAGGUGGCAACGUCGCAACAGUCCCAGCAAGUUAGCAGCCAGUAUCUUCAGCAGCAGCUGCGCCACCUGAUGCAGCCCUCUCGGAUGCAGCGGCACGUGCAGCCAACUCCAUUGCUGUCUCAAGCUCGGCAGGACCAACCCCCUGGAAUUGUUGCUAGACUUCAGGAACCAGGAGCUGCCCCACCUGCAGGUUCAGUGCCUGCUCCGGCUCCAACCAUGGUGAAUGGUUAUACCAUGAGGAACCAUCUACUAAAGCAGCAAAUCAUAAGGCGGCAGCAACAGCUGCAGGAAAAGCAGAGGCACAGCAUGCUGGGAGUGGCAUCCGAGCAAAGGAGUUUUGUGGGCCAGCAGAUGAAUCAGUUUCCUGCAGUCUCCCAGACCAUGCCGACUGAUUGUAGCCAGCCUAUGCAGACUCCUCCCCGCAACCACCGUAUGAUGCCAUCCCCCCAGGGCAUCUUGCAGAACACCUUGGCCUCUGGGAUCGCGCCGGCUGCUGUGAACCAGAACAGCGGGGCAAUGGUGAUGAUGCCACACAACUCCGGCAAACAGCCGGGAAUGUUCCCACCGAAUUCAGAUUUCAAUCUCCCACUCCGGCCGAGCCAAAGCUCAUUGGGCAUCAAUUCAGGGUGCCAAACGGUCCACAGCCAUCCUGCAGCUCGGCCAGGCAUGGCCCUGUCGGGCUUUACCGCCGGUUCUUUAGUGAAUCACUCUUCUGCCCAGCAGCACUUGAGACAGCCAGCACUGCCAGCCAUGCCCAACAUCUACUCCAAUGCCUCUGCGCAGAUGUGGACACAAACAGGGGUCCCACGGAUGCCCAAUCAAACUCCAAUGGACACCAGCAUGCAGCAGCAGUUUGCCAGUAACCCUCUCUUCUCCAAACAGAAUACAAGGCCCAAUAUUCCAGGUCAGCCAUUUUCCCAUCAGGCUGUGGUACCUCCCAAUCGCAUCGCUCCCGGAGUCCAGGCUAGACAAAUGCAAAAAGUCAGUCUUGGGCAGCCUGGGCAGAGUUUGGGCACUCUGAAUAAUCAGAACCUGAGACACAAUUUGACCAGGGGACCUUUGCCAGCUGCAAUGAAUGUUAUGAAACCGAUGCCCCAAGGCGUGUCAAGUUUUAACCAGCUCGGUUCCGCUCAAGCAGUCGGCCCACCAAGUUAUCCCGGCUCCACUGGCCAGCCCUCGGGAACGUUCAACAGAAUGAACACGGCCUCUGAGUUGCCGCCCCAAUACAACUACGUGACCCAGCAGAACAAUUCCGUUUUGCCCGGGAACUGCAAUGAGGCAGACUUUAUCGACUCGCUCAUGAAGAGCGGCGGCGGCAGCACGGACGAGGACUGGUUAAAUAAUUUGACAAUGAUAGAUGACAUUUUGGGGCAGCAUGUCCAAAGUUCUGGACACGUGUAACUCUGGACGGAAAGCAGAGGGACCCCGGGUAAAUCUCUGUGCAGGACUCAUAACAAAAAGAAAUGUUAAACACAAAUCCUCCCCCAUCUUUCAGUGACGAAAAAAUGAACUUGCCCAACGAAACUCUUCACCUUUCUCCCAGGUUUUUCGAACGACUGUGUAUAUUUGAAUAUUUGUAAAUUAUGUUUUCCUAUACAUUAAAUAUAGAAGUAUUUAUACUUCUUUGGACUCUUUGUAAAUACCCUAUAGACUACUCCUUUUUGCUUUGCUUUGUUUUGUUAUAUGAUAGGAUUUGAAUUACACCUUGUUCUAAAUAUGCAAAUAUUAUUGUUAGUUUCAGUAAUACUGUGUAUUACAGCAUCAAAUAUUUUAUGUUUUUGACAUAACUUACAAACUAGGGGUGUUCCAGCAAACAGAAUAAACGGGAAGAAAGCACUGUAAUACUACUUACCUCCCUGUCCCCUCCCCUGCCCUGCGGCAAACUAAUGUAACUGAUUAGCUGAAUUAAAAAUCCAUUUUGAUCUUACGGACAAGACGGUCUUCAGCUGGCCCGGAGAUUCACUUAUUGAAUGACCCAUGGUGGCAAGCACCUCUGCUAGACUGAAGGUGCCGACAAUCCUUUUGCCCUUCUUUUUCUCAGAGUCUUGCUGCUGUUGACACAUGCAUGUUCUUACUCAGCAACUUCGGCAUCAGGGCUUAACUCACCUGUGUGAAUAAGCCACAGGCAGGGUUUCGGUAUCGCCUCAGUGUGUUCAUCCGCAUGUUCAACCACAAGCCCAUCAGGCGACUGAUCCGGUGAUGAUGUACAUGCCUGUGUGAACCAGCCCACAGAGCAAUAAAGUUGUUGAGCAGAGACUAUAUGAAGUGCUGUUGUGCAAAGUUCUCUGUACCAGAAGAGCGUUGAACCAGUCUGAAAAUAUGCCUCUAGCCAUUCAAUGAUAAUAACCGCUUCCUGGUUUGCCCACCCCGACAAUGUAUAUUUGUAGUGUACAGGUGAUUUGUUCCUGGUUUAAAAAAAUAAUAAUUUGUAUUUUCUUCUCUGUUUUUAAUAUGAGGCGCUCUCUUUUUCUCCCCUCACCCACCAAAAGAAAAUGUCUAUAAACGCAAAUAGCUUAAUUCUGGAUGUUUUUCCUGUCAUAUGUAUAUUUAAGAGUCUGUUUAUAAAAGAAAUCCGUUGUACUGUAAACUUCUUCAAAAAUGUUCAUACUUUGUGUAAUCAUAUUUUAAUAGCCACAUCAUUCUCCAUUUGUAAGAUAACGUCCACUUCAAGCACACCAAAAUGUUUUUCCUUCAUACCAUAAUAAAAACUGCCAGGGAAAAAUUGCACUCA
This is a messenger RNA of Hemicordylus capensis (graceful crag lizard), 5456 nucleotides long. RefSeq names its product mastermind like domain containing 1 (gene MAMLD1). Gene Ontology annotation, biological process: regulation of transcription by RNA polymerase II. The record is from RefSeq and is a predicted model, not a curated record. NCBI's taxonomy places the organism in Eukaryota, Metazoa, Chordata, Lepidosauria, Squamata, Cordylidae. Gene Ontology annotation, cellular component: nuclear body. The coding region runs from base 1094 to 4126 and encodes 1010 amino acids. The transcript has 5 exons.